Messenger RNA from Carlito syrichta (Philippine tarsier), 2004 nucleotides. It is a transcript of the gene ODF2L, whose product is annotated as outer dense fiber of sperm tails 2 like. The transcript is spliced from 16 exons. The record is from RefSeq and is a predicted model, not a curated record. Gene Ontology annotation, cellular component: centrosome; ciliary basal body. Gene Ontology annotation, biological process: negative regulation of cilium assembly. Lineage: Eukaryota; Metazoa; Chordata; Mammalia; Primates; Tarsiidae. The coding region runs from base 57 to 1991 and encodes 644 amino acids.
CAGCUUAUGUGGAGAAGUUGUUGGAGAAGACACCUACAAAUCCAUACACUGAAUUUAUGGAGAAGCCUACAAAUUAUGGCAGUCAUUCAGAAGAACUAUUUUCUCAUCUCAAAACUAGAUCAGUGAAGGAAGGUUUACCACGAUGUACCAGUGAAAGUCAUCUCAGCAGCCUGAAGCAGGACCUCCUAAACGAAGAGACUGAAUUGGAAGCAACACUUAAGGAAGCCGAGCUGGCAACUCGUUCUGUAGAAUUACUUUUGACAUUAUUUAAGGCCACCAUUGAAGAGAUCAGUUUUGAAAAUGCAAAUCUUUCUGCAGCCAAUUUGAAGAAGAUUUCUGAACAGAAGGAAAUAUUAACAAAAGAAUUAGAUACUUUUAAACGAGUGAAACUAACUUUAGAACAUCUUGGAAAGACAGACUAUAGACAAACAGGAGACAAUUUACCCAGCAUGUUCUUGGAAAAUCUAACUGAUAAUGAAACUAAGAAUAUUAAUCUUAAGAAGAGGAUACUUGAGAAGGAAACCUAUAUCCAAGAACUUUCUUGUUUGUUUAAGAAUGAAAAGGCAAAUGCUUUGAAAGCAAACCGUUUUUCUCAGUCAGUGAAAGUAGUACAUGACCGACUGCAGCUCCAGAUUCAUAAAAAGGAAACAGAGAAUGAUAAGUUAAAAGAAUAUUUAAAGAGCUUAGAAGCCAAGAUCGCCAAAUGGAACUUGCAAUUAAAAAUGAGUAAGCAUGAAACUGUAGCAACGAAAGAAGCAAGUAGACAAAAAACAAUAGCUCUGAAAAAGGCAUCUAAAAUUUACAAACAAAGGCUCGAACAUUUCACAGGAGAGAUUGAAAAACUUACUUCACAAAUUAGGGAUCAGGAAGCCAAGUUGUCUGAAACAAUUGCAGCUUCCAAUGCCUGGAAAAGUCAUUAUGAGAAAAUUGCAAUAGAAAAAACUGAAUUGGAAGUUCAGAUUGAAACAAUGAAAAAGCAAACCACUAAUCUUUUGGAAGACUUGAAGAAAGUGGAUGACCAUGGAAAAAAUUCAUGUGAAGAAAUUCUUAGGAAACUUCACUCAAUUGAAUAUGAAAAUGAAACUCUGAAUCUUGAAAAUACAAAAUUAGAGACUACACUUGCUGCUUUGAAAGAUGAGGUUGUUUCUGUUGAAAAUGAACUCUUAGAAUUGCAAGAAGUAGAAAAACAGCAGAAAACUCUUAUUGAAGUCUAUAAAACUCAGGUGCAAAAGUUGCAAGAAGCAGCUGCAAUGGUGAAAAGCAAAUGUGAAAAUUUGCUACAUGAAAAUAACCUAAUAACAAAACACAAAAAUAAAAAACUAGAGAAGAUGAGAGGUCAGAUGGAGUCUCAUCUGAAGAAGUUAGAGCGUGUCUGUGAUUCCCUGACGGCGGCCGAACCAAGACUUCAGGAGAGUCAGGAAAGUCUGCAGCGCUGCAAGGGGAGAUGUGCAGACCAGGAACACUUGGUUAGGGAGCUGCAGGGCCAGGUUGAUGGAAAUCACAAGCUUCUGAUAAAGCUUUCUUUGGAAGAGGAAAAUUAUCUUAUUCAGUUGAAGUGUGAAAACCUUAAACAAAAAUUAGAACAGUUGGAUGCAGAAAAUGAAGAACUUAAGAAGAAGCUGGCAAACCAAGAAGAAUGUCUUAAGCAUAGCAAUCUUAAGUUUAAAGAGAAAUCUGCAGAAUACACAGCAUUGGCCAGGCAACUGGAAGCUGCUUUAGAAGAAAGAAGACAAAAGGUUUCUGAAGAAAUAGAAAAAAUAUCAUCUAAAGAGAGGGCCUUCCAAAUUAAAAUAUUAGAUCUGGAAACUGAGCUUAGAAAGAAAAAUGAAGAACAAAAUCAACUUGUUUGCAAAAUGAACAAUAAAGCACAACAUCAGGAAGUGUGUUUGAAAGAAAUACAAAAUAGUCUUGAGAAGUCGGAGAAUCAAAAUGAGAGUAUUAAGAAUUAUUUACAGUUUCUUAAAACUUCUUAUGUAAAAAUGUUUGGAUAGGUUGUCAAUUUUA